GUGUCGAGGAGGUGCGCCGCAUGAUGCAGUCCAUCGCAGCGGAUGCCCCCCAGCCGGCAGCAAACCGCUGGGCUGCGCGCCGCGAGCCCGUCGGCCUCCCCUCCGGCGGCACCCCGCGGCGGGCGGCCCCGCCCGCCCAGCGCCCGCCGCGAGGGCGCGGCCAGGACGGACGCCGAGGCGGCUCCAGAAGUUCCUGCACGAGAUAGAGGACUCCGCCGCCGCCGCGGGAGACUCGGUCCCCACGGACGCCCCCGUGGACUUCCAGGUCCGCAGGGAGUUCCGCCGCCGGGACGAGUCCCGCGAGCGCCUGGAGCCCCUUGCUCGUUUGGAAGAGAUGGCUCUGGCGGUGACCAGCCGGCGGAGCAGAGGCUCCUGCCUCGCGGCCGCCCUCGCGCUGGCCGCCGCGUGCAAGGUGGUGGAGGGCCCCCUCGGCUUCCUGCCCGCGGCCAGGGGCCCGAGCCCGCAGGUGCGCAGUGGCCCGAGGGCCGCCACGCUCGGCAGGGCGCGCGGUGCCCGCCCGCUGGUUGCCAGGGCCGCACGCCCAGACAUGACCCUGGAGGUCGGGUGCAAGGUGAAGGCGCAGUCCCCUGACGACGAGGGGUGGUAUCCCGGCCGGCUCAAGGCGGCCUCUGGCAGCGACUGGGUGGUCGCCUGGGACGACCCGGACGGGGGGCCGGAGACGGACACGCUCCCGGAGGAUCUCAUCAAGAAGAUGAUAUUCUACAAGGAGUACGGGGUGGGCGACGACUGCCGGGGCCUGUCUCCAGACGACGAGCGCUGGUAUCCUGGUGUGGUGGCGGAGGUGUUGGCAGAGGACAAGUUCCGCGUCAAGUGGGACGACCCGGACGGGGGCCCCGAGACUGCCGACCUCCAUUGGGAGAGCAUGAAGAGGGUCAAGGUCAAGCGGGAUUACAAGGAGGGCGACGCGGUGCUUGCCAGGUUCCCCGAGGACGGCAUGAUGUACGAGGGCACGGUAAUCAAGGGCAAUGCCGACGGCACGUUCCAGGUGAAGUGGGAGGACCCCGACGGAGGGCCAGAGGAUUCUCCGGUGAGCCCCAAGGACAUGAAGAUCCCGCCCAUCCCUUUCGACAACCUCGAGGUUGGCCAGAAGUACACAGGCAGCGUGAGGAGCGUCCGGGAUUUCGGCGCGUUCGUCGACAUCGGUGCGGAGGGCGACGGGUUGUUGCACAUCUCUGCCAUCUCGACGGAGAGGAUCGAGGACAUCUACGCGGAGCUCGAGGAGGACCAAGAGGUCGAAGUCUGGAUCAGCGGUCUGCGCGACGACGGCAAGUUCGGCGUGACCAUGAUCGAGGGCAGGACCGAUGGAGGUCGAGGGGGACGUACCGUCACCGACGUCACCCCGUUCGCAGACAAGGUCGAGGAGUGGUUUGACGGCCAGGUCGUCAACGUCGCCCCGUUCGGUGCGUUCGUCAAGAUCACUCUGGACAGCGGCGAAGAGGGGCAGGGCCUUGUCCACGUGUCUCAGAUAGCAGACACCUUCGUGGAGAACAUCAACGACUUUGUCGAGGUCGGCAAGGAGGUCAGGGUGAAGCUCAUCGGCUGUGACACCGAGACCAACAAGAUGAGCUUAAGCAUGAGAGACGGCGCCGGCGGCGCCCCCCGAGCGGAAAGGGAGCCCGUUGAUCUUACCCCCUUCGAGGGGAUCGAUCCGGCCACCUGGAUCAAGGGCACGGUUGCCAGCAUCGUUUCCUUCGGUGCUUUUGUGGAAGUAAAGGCCCCAGACAGCGCCGCCACUGCGAGCGGCCUCGUGCACAUCACGCAGGUCAAGGACGGCUUCGUGGAAAGCAUUGAGGACGAGCUCGAGGUCGGCCAGGAGGUGCAGGUCCGUGUAGUCAGCGUGGACACCGGGAUGGGCAAGAUGGGACUCAGCAUGAAAUCCGAAGAUGCUGACUCCUUUCGUGCGCAGAGGGAGCCCGUUGAUCUGACCCCCUUCGAGGGGAUCGAUCCGUCCACGUGGAUAAAGGGCACGGUCGCGAGCCUCCCUUCCUUUGGUGCUUUCGUGGACGUGAAAGCGCCAGACAGCGACGCCACUGCGAGCGGCCUGGUGCACAUCACGCAGAUCAAGGAUGGCUUCGUAGAGAGCGUCGAGGACGAGCUCGAGGUCGGCCAGGAGGUUCAGGUCCGUGUGGUCAGCGUGGACGUCGGAGCGGGCAAGAUGAGCCUGAGCAUGAAAUCCGAAGAUGCCGAGUGA
Molecule: messenger RNA, 2212 nt
Organism: Prorocentrum cordatum
Lineage: Eukaryota; Dinophyceae; Prorocentrales; Prorocentraceae
Source: the annotation of a GenBank genome assembly